UAUUAUCAUAACAAACGAGAGAAAAUAUUUACAUCGAGAAAAUUGAGAUUUAAGCGGGAAAUCCCGACCACUAAAUAUAUAAACCUUUGAAGUUCAUUCAUAUAGUUUAUUCUGGUUCAAGAAGUUGACACCGUAACAUCAAUUUACUACGGACGGUUGUAAACAGGGUUUAUUUUAUAUCAUUUCAGGAUGACUAUCGGAGAAUCCUUAACUACAUUUCUAAAAGUUUCGAAAUGGAGAACGUCAAAAAGAAAAACACAGAAAAAGAGCAGACCACGCAGCAUCUUGGAUGUAACAGAUAUAAUCAGAAACAUCGAAGGUCUAGAUUCCUCUUAUCAUUCUUUUGAUGUUGAUUUCACGUACGAAAUUCCUUCCAAUCUUCCGGAAAUUCCCUUAAAAUCUCGCAAAGCUGAAAAAUCACGGAAAUCGGAAAAUCGAAAAUCUUGGAUGUCAUUUAUGUGUGGAAGGAAUAAUUUUGACUUUGAUGAUCCAAAGGAAGAAGCCCCUAUGCUAGAGAAAUUGUCAAAUAAACAGGAAGAUAAUGACAAAAGUACAAAGAAUAUUCAACAAGAACAAGUUAAAGAAGAAAACGACAAAACAAAACCGGCAAUACCGAGUAAAAAUGAGUUAGAUGAUAUUAAAAUCAUUGCCGAAUCGCCGAUUGAAAUCAUAACCGAAUCGCCGAUUGAAAUCAUAACCGAAUCGCCGAUUGAAAACAUAACAGAAUCUCCGAUAGAAAACAUAACAGAAUCUCCGAUAGAAAACAUAACAGAAUCUCCGAUUUCUUCACAAAACAAACGACUGUCAUGGAUGUCUUUGAUGUGCGGGAGUCAAAAAAAUUUAGAUUUCGAAAACAAUCAAGCCGUUUCAAUGAAACCUGACAAAUCAUCUCCAAAACAAAAUAAAAAAGAGGAAAAUAGAAAAUCGUGGAUGUCACUUGUGUGUGGAAGUGGACAAAAGGAUAAUAACUUUAGGAAGUCUGUUUAUAGAGAUUCCGGAAUCUCACUCCUUUCGGAAGACAGCGAGGUUCGUCCAAUACAAGCACACUCCAAAUUUCAAAGCAGAUCAUGUGAUGACAUUUUAGACAGUCUUCGUCACAGUGACGAUAAAUGUGAGGUAUUCAGUGACGAAUCAUUUGAAUGUGGCUCUCCGUCAAUGAACAAUCUCUUCAGAACUUCGAGCAUCCAAGAAAAUUCUUUUCAGAUAAUGCGUAGACGACACAGAAAUGUGAAUAGAAGGCGAGGAAAGGACUGCGACUCGUGUUAUAGCUCGUGCGACUUUAAGAUUUUAGCGCCGAUUUUAGCGGGAAGUAAAAGUGAAGGAGACUUAACCAGGGUUGGCUCUUUCGUUGAAAGAGAAGUUCGGUUUUCAGGAAUUGAAGAAACAUUUAAAGAAAAAUCCGUUUCAUCGAUGGAAGUGUGUCGAAUAAACAGCGUACACCUUAAAUCAUGGCAAAUCCGUCGCCAAAGACAAGACCAGAAAAACAAACUGAAACGAGCAUCAAGAAAUCUUGAACUUGUGUUAAGCAAGGACUUCGAAUUCGAAGAACGAUUGAUAAUGUAAUUUUUUUUAUUCAAGUGUGUUGUAAAUUUUGUACAUAUGUAAGUUCAUGUGAAAAAAUAUAAAUCAAAUACUGUUUUAAGUAUUGUAAUAUGGAUAUAAACGGGUUAAAUUUUACCAAAAUUUAUGAAUGUACCGAAAUACUCUUAAAUUCUGCCUUUUCAUUGAAAUCAUCAUUCAUGAUUGUAAAUUCAUAAUGUUUUGAAAAUAAAAACUAUGUAUCAAAUUUGACAA
Messenger RNA from Mytilus trossulus (common blue mussel), 1794 nucleotides. RefSeq lists its product as uncharacterized. NCBI's taxonomy places the organism in Eukaryota, Metazoa, Mollusca, Bivalvia, Mytilida, Mytilidae. The transcript has 2 exons. The record is from RefSeq and is a predicted model, not a curated record. The coding region runs from base 190 to 1563 and encodes 457 amino acids.